Molecule: messenger RNA, 1671 nt
Organism: Talaromyces rugulosus
Lineage: Eukaryota; Fungi; Ascomycota; Eurotiomycetes; Eurotiales; Trichocomaceae
Exons: 1
Coding region: 1-1671 (556 amino acids)
Source: RefSeq, a predicted model, not a curated record
AUGGCCUCCGGAGCGGUAAAUGGCAGUGAGACUCUUCCAAACGACUUGGUCGGCUGGCAAGGAAAUUCAGACCGGCGGGGUACGCUAGAAAUAUUGUUUAGUUGCCUUGUCACCAUCUUAGCCUGUACGUGGAGCGUUCAGCACCUCAAUCUUCCAGCACGUAAGGACACUUGGUUACAACGAGGACUGCGCAAGAUUUGGUGGACUUUGAUAACCAUCUUGUUCCCCGAGCUCCUCCUGGCGCUUGGCUGGGCCGAGUUCCGUGCUGCUCUGCGAUCCAUGGAUACAAUGUACGAGUGCACGAAAUUCAGAAUCGUAAGACCGGACUGGCUGUACUAUCUGAGAUGGAUAUUUCCCAAAAGGCGUGACAAAGAUGAGGAAAACAACCAUGAGGCCAAGAAACCGGAAUGGACUCUGGCACAUUCUUACUACGCAAAUAUGGGUGGCUAUCUUCUCUGCAUGGAGAAAGCUCAAUACGCUGGUCCAACCCGUCAAGUCAUUGGCAUGUUCGGGCUUUCAGACGAGGACAUAGACAUCAGUCAGCGCUAUUUUGAGUUAUGUGUGUUAACCCCGGAUCAACUUACACAGUAUUUUAGAAGCCACGAUCCAUCCCCUCGUCCUGGGGAUUGGCUGUCCAGGGAAGAAAUUGAAGAUAAGGGGAAAUCAAGCCUUUUCACCAAGACAUUUGCUGUUACGCAGCUGUUAUAUAUACUGUUCUCAGUCCUUGUGCGGUGGUCUCGGCACCUAGCUGUUUCACAGCUGGAAUUACUCACUCUGGCCUUUGGUAUAUGUGGCGUGUUCAACUAUCUGGCUCGCUGGUUCAAACCGAAGGAUGUUGAGGCUCACACAAGGCUAUGGUUACAAGGCAUUGAUAUGGACGAUGAGAAGCGUAUGAAGCAACUGCAUGAAGCAGCAUUCGAUCUCUCAACCGCUACAUUAACUUCAAUCAUAAAAACUCUUAGGCGUCUAGAAAACGGCAAGAUCGAAAAGAGGUUGCGGAUACCAAACGACUCAAUAACAGGAGUACAGCGGAAGGUGCCUAAUGUGCUCUACAUACUGUGCAUUUGCACCAUGUUGAUGGGGGGGUUUCAUCUGAUUGCGUGGGAUUUUACUUUUCCCACUGUCGUCGAAAUAUAUCUAUGGCGAGCAUCAUGCUUCGUGCUGAUUGGCGUGCCACUUGUGCCGCUUAUUGGGGUACCGAUAUGGAGAGCAUUUGCGUGGAAGAAAACGAGGGAUCAAUUUAGGGCUAGCGCUAUCCGAGCUCUUCAAAAGCAUCAAACCCAAGCUAGCGAUAGUGGGCAGGUCCAAGAGGCUCUCAAGAAGUUAAUUCAGGCUGAAGAAUCGACAACCUGGCGAGCAAUCUUUACCUGGAAGCCACCUCACACCGUGGAUGAGUUUGAAGCGGAGCAAAGAUCAAUGCUCAAGGCGUUUCCUCAACUGAAGGUGGUCAUGAAGGGAAUACCUCUCGAGUAUGUCGAGGUAGCUGAUCGUAUAGACUUCUGGACACCAGAGGACUUUCACUCGGUAUCAGAAAUCACUCUAGUUGUGACAGGCACUCUUUAUUGCAUUGCGCGAUUGAUCACGAUAGCGGUGGCUCUCGGUACCCUCCGAGCCAUGCCUGACUCGACCUACACCGCAACUUGGACCAAUGUCAUUCCAAAUGUUACUUAA